UGUCCUCUCGCGUCUCGCGCCUGGAGUUUCGUGUGGGACAGUUGACCCUUAUGUCAAGUCGCGUGUAGGUGAUGUGUUUGUUGUAAAAUAUCCGGGUGCAGCUGAUUGUACGAAUCGGCUCGGCGCGCGCGUGGUCGGCGGUGCUUGUGUGUGCGAGCGAGCGACUGGGCGGAGCGGGCUGAGCGGCCUCCGAGCCGACUGCCGCCAUGGAGGACGGCCAUACCAGAACGGUGGCCGAGGUCGAGCGCUACUUCAACGUAGACUCCGAGCGCGGCCUCAGCGAGGACCAGGUCAAGCGGCACCAGGAGAAAUAUGGCCCCAACGAACUCCCAGCUGAAGAGGGCAAGUCUCUCAUGGAGCUGAUCCUCGAGCAGUUCGACGACCUGCUCGUGAAGAUCCUCUUGUUAGCCGCCAUCAUCUCUUUUGUGUUAGCCAUUUUUGAAGAGCACGAAGAUUCGACCGAAGCCAUCACCGCCUUUGUGGAGCCGUUUGUCAUCCUGCUCAUUCUCAUCGCCAACGCUAUCGUCGGAGUAUGGCAGGAGCGGAACGCCGAGAGCGCCAUCGAGGCUCUGAAGGAGUACGAACCCGAGAUGGGCAAGGUGAUUCGCACCAACAAGGCCGGUGUGCAGAUGGUGCGCGCCCGCGAGAUCGUCCCCGGUGACGUCGUCGAGGUCUCCGUCGGUGACAAGAUCCCCGCUGAUCUGCGCCUGAUGAAGAUCUUCUCGACCACGCUGCGCAUUGACCAGUCGAUCCUCACUGGAGAGUCUGUGUCUGUGAUCAAGCACACUGAUCCCGUGCCCGACCCGCGUGCCGUCAACCAGCCGGCCUCCGGCGAGCCUGCUGAGGAGGGCCAGGAGGGCCACUCCAAGGCCAGGGCCAUCAUCCAGGACAAGAAGAACAUCCUGUUCUCCGGCACCAACGUGGCCGCCGGCAAGGCUCGCGGUAUCGUCAUUGGUACUGGCCUGAACACCGCCAUCGGUCAGAUCCGUACCCAGAUGGCCGAUACUGAGGAGAUGAAGACUCCGCUGCAGCAGAAACUGGACGAGUUCGGCGAGCAGCUCUCCAAGGUCAUCUCCAUCAUCUGCGUUGCCGUGUGGGCCAUCAACAUCGGCCACUUCAACGACCCGGCCCACGGCGGCUCCUGGAUCAAGGGCGCCAUCUACUACUUCAAGAUCGCCGUGGCGCUGGCCGUGGCCGCCAUCCCCGAGGGUCUGCCCGCCGUCAUCACCACCUGUUUGGCGCUGGGCACCCGGCGUAUGGCCAAGAAGAACGCCAUCGUGCGCUCGCUGCCCUCUGUGGAGACGCUCGGCUGCACGUCCGUCAUCUGCUCUGACAAGACCGGCACGCUCACCACCAACCAGAUGUCCGUGUCGCGCAUGUGCGUGUUCGCUGACGAGAGCAGCAUGCACGAGUUCGACAUCACCGGAUCGACCUACGAGCCCAUCGGAGAUAUCUUCAUCGGCGGUGUGAAGGCCAAGAUCAGCGACUACGAGAUUCUGCAGGAGCUGGCCACGAUCUGUGCCAUGUGCAACGACUCCUCCAUCGACUACAACGAGUUCAAACACUGCUUCGAGAAGGUGGGCGAGGCCACUGAGACCGCCCUGGUGGUGCUGGCGGAGAAGAUCAACCCGUACGGCCUCUCCAAGACCGGCAUGAGCCGCCGCGAGGCCGCCAUCGUCGUCAAGCACGAUAUGGACACCAAGUGGAAGAAGGAGUUCACCCUGGAGUUCUCUCGCGACCGCAAGUCGAUGUCUUGCUACGCUACCUCUCUGAAGCCGACCAAGCUGGGCACUGGCGCGCGCAUGUUCUGCAAGGGCGCUCCCGAGGGUGUGAUUGACCGCUGCACGCACGCCCGUAUCGGAACCACCAAGGUGCCGCUGUCUGCGUCCAUGAAGAACAAGAUCCUGGAGCGCUGCCGCGAGUAUGGUGUGGGCCGCGACACUCUGCGCUGCCUGGCUCUGGCCACCAUUGAUGCCCCGAUGAAGCCUGAGGACAUGGCUCUGGAAGAUGCCACCAAGUUCGCCUCCUACGAGGUCAACAUGACAUUCGUCGGUGUGGUGGGCAUGCUGGACCCGCCGCGUAAGGAGGUGGCCGGCGCCAUCAAGCGCUGCCGCAAGGCCGGUAUCCGCGUCAUCGUCAUCACUGGUGACAACAAGGGCACAGCCGAGGCCAUCUGCCGCCGUAUCGGCGUCUUCGAGGAGGAUGAGGACACGACUGGCAUGUCCUACUCGGGUCGCGAGUUCGACGACCUUUCCGUGGAGGAGCAGCGCGCCGCCUGUGCCCGCGCCCGCCUCUUCUCGCGCGUGGAGCCGUUCCACAAGUCCAAGAUUGUCGAGUACCUGCAGAGCAUGGACGAGAUCUCCGCUAUGACUGGUGACGGUGUGAAUGACGCUCCCGCUCUGAAGAAGGCCGAGAUCGGUAUUGCUAUGGGUUCGGGUACCGCCGUGGCCAAGUCGGCCUCUGAGAUGGUGCUGGCUGACGACAACUUCUCGUCGAUCGUGGCCGCCGUGGAGGAGGGCCGCGCCAUCUACAACAACAUGAAGCAGUUCAUCCGCUACCUCAUCUCGUCCAACAUCGGCGAGGUCGUGAGCAUCUUCCUGACGGCCGCCCUGGGCGCCCCGGAGGCUCUGAUUCCCGUCCAGCUGCUCUGGGUUAACCUGGUCACUGACGGCUUCCCGGCCACCGCGCUCGGCUUCAACCCGCCCGACCUGGACAUCAUGGACAAGCCGCCGCGCUCCUCCAAGGAGACCCUCAUUACCCGCUGGCUGUUCUUCCGCUACAUGUGCGUGGGUACCUAUGUGGGUGCCGCCACGGUCGGCGCGGCCGCCUGGUGGUACAUGCUGGCGCCGACCGGACCCCACCUCAGCUACUACCAGCUCACCCACCACCUGCAGUGCGCGGGCGGCGGCGACGAGUUCCACGGCAUCGACUGCGCCGUCUUCAACGACCCGCACCCGAUGACGAUGGCGCUGUCGGUGCUGGUCACCAUCGAGAUGCUGAACGCGCUCAACUCUGUGUCGGAGAACCAGUCGCUGCUGGUGAUGCCUCCGUGGCAGAACUUCUGGCUCAUCGCCGCCAUCCUGCUCUCCAUGUCGCUCCACUUCAUGAUCCUCUAUGUGGACAUUCUCUCGACCAUUUUCCAGAUCUGUCCACUGAGCUUGGAGGAGUGGAUCGCGGUGCUGAAGAUCUCGCUCCCCGUGCUCUUCAUGGACGAAACGCUGAAGAUGGUCGCCCGCAAAUACGCCGACGUGCUCGGAUGCUAAACGAGCCAUCGCAUGGGGUGACCUGCGAGGAUGGUGAGAGAGAGAGAGACCUGCACCGGUCAGCCGCUCCGGUCCCCGCGCCGCCCCCGACCAGCCGGAGGGCCCGCGCAGCCAGAGCCAGAGGCGCGCCCCAGCGGCCGCCCCGCGCAGAGAGAAAGAGAGUGCGAGAGAGCGUGUCAGAGUGAGCGCGCGAGUGAGACUGCGUCGGCCCGACCAGCCACCCGCCUGGUCCGGCGACCAACAUUGGCCCUUCCGCGGCACGCCGCGCCGCGCGGUGCACGGAGCCGGAGACUGUGCGAUAGGUGGCGCCCCCGAGCGCCAAGCUUCGUCCAGCGGGGCCCGAGCGCCGGCGCGGCCGCGCGCGCGCCGCCCCCGCCUGUGCGCUUGAAUACACGCGCGACACUUGCACACGUGUACAUACGGUUGUUAUCCUGUAGAUCGGGUCUUCGUGUCUAGUCAUGUGAGUACAACCCCGACUCGUUGUCUCGGAAAGAUGCUCAAACCCGCGCGCCGGGCCCCUCGCCGCCGGACAGCCGGGCCCCGGUGGCGGGGCCAGGCGCGCCGACUGGCGAGGGGGCGACCGUCCCCAUCCGACCGCCCCCGCCCCCGCCUCCGCCGGCCGCCGCCCGUGCCGCCCUAGAGGCGCGCGGGCGGCGGACAGGGGAGAUGCAUAACACGUUAUGACUUUGGAGUUUUAAUAGAAUUUAUGAUUUUAUACGCGUCGCGCUGUUGGGAAAUAGAAACGAAAAACAUGGGGAAUCGUGAGUUUCAUUUGUGAGAGCGGAAUCGUGGCUGAUGUGUGUUCAGGAAUCACUCGUAAGCCGUGUUGAUGGCUGGUCUUCAAACAUGUAACACACAUUGCGUAAUUUUGUUGCUAGUUCGGUGGCGGAAUUCGUACGAGAGAGGUUGUAGCGGCCUGACAUUGCCUGUUCCGUGAAACUCGGCGUCUGUGGUUUCUGCUUUCUACGAACACUUCUCUGUGACAACACGUGGCGGGACACUACUACUCUGCGCCCUUUCUCUGUUUGGGGCUGCCUUCUUGGAAGUGGAGUACCAUGACCUGUCAAAUGUCAACGACCUUAGUGACCUGUUUGAAACUUACCUACCUUUGUCGUCUUUCUUUGUUCGUAAAGCUGUUUGCUGAAGUUCAGGCUUGCAUCAUGCAAACACGCAUCUGUGUUGACGUAAUUCACCCACAAGCUCCAGAAACCGCAAUCCCAAACGUUACAGCAAAUUCUCAUGUCGAAAUUUGUCCACGCUUUCCCAGGUAUUGUAGCGCUGUGGGAAAAAUAUAGCCCAGUCCACGGUAAAAUUCCUCGCCAGACGCCUACUUCCCAGUUCCCACACACUAGUGACACGUGGAUGUCUGGCUAAAUAAAGUACGAUCUUUG
This is a messenger RNA of Amphibalanus amphitrite, 4654 nucleotides long. RefSeq names its product calcium-transporting ATPase sarcoplasmic/endoplasmic reticulum type-like. Bases 207 to 3263 code for a protein of 1018 amino acids. The record is from RefSeq and is a predicted model, not a curated record. Gene Ontology annotation, molecular function: ATP hydrolysis activity; P-type calcium transporter activity; ATP binding. Gene Ontology annotation, biological process: calcium ion transmembrane transport; intracellular calcium ion homeostasis. The transcript is spliced from 18 exons. NCBI's taxonomy places the organism in Eukaryota, Metazoa, Arthropoda, Thecostraca, Balanomorpha, Balanidae. Gene Ontology annotation, cellular component: membrane.